Podospora pseudocomata is the source of this 2214-nucleotide messenger RNA. RefSeq names its product Glucosaminyl phosphatidylinositol (GlcN-PI) nositol acylation protein (gene GWT1). The transcript is spliced from 2 exons. The record is from RefSeq and is a predicted model, not a curated record. Gene Ontology annotation, biological process: protein localization to plasma membrane; GPI anchor biosynthetic process. Lineage: Eukaryota; Fungi; Ascomycota; Sordariomycetes; Sordariales; Podosporaceae. Bases 551 to 2062 code for a protein of 503 amino acids. Gene Ontology annotation, cellular component: endoplasmic reticulum; membrane. Gene Ontology annotation, molecular function: glucosaminyl-phosphatidylinositol O-acyltransferase activity.
GGAGGGUACUCUUCGGAGCACACCACCGACACAUCAUCUUCGCAACUUUCGUUCUCUGCCAAGGCCGAGCCCAUGGCCUUGAGAUCUUUGACGGAUCAUGCCGCACAUCACUGUUGGCAGCGUCUCAUAUUGUGGUAAAUAUCUUGGAAUAAGAGUGUAAGAUAGAUAAUAGAGUCAGAAUCGAGGUGGUGAUGGUAGAAGGCAUACAUAUAUUGGAGGCGAAAGUUGGACUGGGAAUGUCAGAUGUCUUCAAGUUCAUAUUCGACCAAUCAGAUGUGAGAGCUGAAGGCGUCUCAGAAUGGGACAGGGACCCCUGCAGGGUCUUGGCAGGCUGGGGAGAGCUCUGAAGCUCGCCAUUGGCUGCCCUAAACACAGGUGGCACCUUGACGGCUGGAAGCCGCAAGCUGGCAUUUGGCGUCCAUGAAUUCUGGAUUAUCACUUCUCAUCCCAUCCCAUAUACUUCUCUGCUGUCCUGUCAUGUUGUCUGAAACAUAGCGAAACAAUUUUGUCUUUUACUUUCCCCUCUUCCGCACCAUAUUGUCUGCCCGCCAUGUCCGAACCCGACACCGGCGCAAACGCCGCGAGAACAGCUCACAGCUACAAGCAGCUGAAGGAGGAUUUCGUGUCCAACUUGUCAGGCGGUUCGGUGAUAGAGGUAGCUCAAGUUUGCGCCGUAGCACCAGUAGUAACCCUCCUCUGGUCCGUCCUCCAAUCCCGCCAAUCCUUCUUCAAACCCUAUACCCCCCUCGCCUUCGUAAUCGACUACCUCCUCAACGUCGGCGCCCUCCUCCUCUCAGUAACCCUCUACUCGAGCUCCCCAAUCCUCCUCAACAUCCUCCUCCUCACCGCCGCAGCCUUUGUCUACGCCGUUCCACCAUCCUCCUCCUCCUCCAAAAAGAAGCCAGCUAGACCCAGCAAUGCGAAAUCCUCCACCACCACCAACCCCCAAGGGCUUUCGGUGCUCUCCACAAAGCCCUUCCUGACAAACUACCGCGGCAACAUGCUAGUAGUGACCUGCAUCUGCAUCCUCGCCGUCGACUUCCGCCUCUUCCCCCGCCGCUUCGCCAAGGUCGAGACCUGGGGGACUUCCCUCAUGGACAUGGGCGUCGGGUCGUUUGUCUACUCUGCCGGCAUUGUCGCCUCUCGGCCUCUGCUAAAAGAGCGCGCAGAGGGCCAGACCACCCCCCUCGGCACAAGAUUGAUCAGGUCAUUCCGUCAUUCUUUGCCCCUUCUCGCCUUGGGAGUGGUCAGAUUACUCAGUGUCAAAGGGCUGGACUACGCGGAGCACGUGACCGAGUAUGGAGUUCACUGGAACUUUUUCUUCACUCUGGGUUUCCUGCCGCCGUUUGUGGCGCUUUUCCAGUCUGCGCUGGCGGUAGUGCCUUCGUAUGCGGGGUUGGCGGUGUUGUUGAGUGUAGGGUAUCAAACCGUUUUGGAGACGACGGAGCUCAAAGGAUGGAUUUUGGUUGGGGUGAGGGACAGUUUGCUGUCUAUGAACAGGGAGGGGAUUUGCAGUUUUUGGGGGUAUCUAGCUAUCUUCUUGGCCGGGCAGGACAUGGGGAUGGUGGUGCUGCCUAGGAGCCUGGGCUCUUCUUCAAAAGCUUCUGGAAAAGUGCUGCUGACGAAGAUGGGGAGCUGGGCGGCGGUUUGGAUGGGGAUGUACUUUUUGGCGACGGACUACAAGUACGGGGCUGGUUUGAGCGUGUCGAGGAGGUUGGCAAACUUGCCUUACACGCUGUGGGUUGUGGCGUUCAACCAGGGGCUGCUGUUUGCUUUUGCGGUGGUGGACGUGGUGUUUUUUCCGCAGUUUUACAGCGCGGGGGAUGCGAGGGCGGAGAAGGAGGCGUAUGAGACGGCCACGAGCAGGGUGCUGAAGGCGUACAACAGGAAUGGGCUGGCGGUGUUUUUGCUGGGGAACUUGCUUACGGGGUUGGUGAAUAUGACGGUGCCGACGCUUCAUGCGGGCGGGCUGGCGACCAUGGGAAUUUUGUUGGCGUAUAUGGGGACUGUGACGGGGGUGGCGGUGGGGUUGGAUGCGUGGGAUGUUACGAUCAAGUUGUAAGACAUAGUAGAGGAGGGGAGAAUUGUGUAUCAUAUCAGCAUGGGAUCUAAAAGUUGGAAAUCUGAGAAGUCUUUUUUGGCAUGCUGUAGCUGUUUUACCUGAUAUCACUUUGAGUAGCGUGAUGUUGUUCAUCUCUCUCCAUUAUCAGGGCC